GUUGAGCAGAGCCCGCAUCUUUUCAACCACUUGGCAUUCGGAUUCGAUCCGUGUCCUACUUUGAGCUUCUUCUUUCGUUGGAGAGCUGAAGAAUUUCACAGUUUGUAGAGGUUUUUUCCCACAUCGUUUGGCGUGACAUCGAUCCCCAGGUGUUCUACGGAGAUUCAAGACGCUGCUUUGUCCACAAUAAUUUGCAGAAGCGGAUUAGGUGGUAAUACCAUGGCAACAAGCGUCAACAGUCAAAGAAAGUUUGUCACAGCAAAACCCUUUCAGUGUGAGAAGUGCAGCAAGCAGUUCAGUAAGCUGGGUCAUCUGAAGGCUCAUGUACGGACUCACACAGGGGAGAAACCCUACAAGUGUGAGGACUGCAGCAGGCGGUUCAGUCAGCCGGGUCAUCUGACGACUCACAUCCGGACUCACACAGGUGAGAAGCCCUACAAGUGUGAGGAGUGCAGCAGGCAGUUCACUACUAAGAGUAGCCUGAAGUCUCACAUACGAACUCACACAGGAGAGAAACCCUACAAGUGUGAGCAGUGCAGCAAGCAGUUCAGUUGGUCUGGUGAGCUAAAGGCACAUAUGCGCAUUCACACAGGGGAGAAACCCUACAAAUGUGAGCAGUGCAGCUGGCAGUUCAGUGAGCUGGGUCAUCUGAAGACUCAUGUACGGACUCACACAGGGGAGAAACCCUACGGGUGUGAGGAGUGCAGCAGGCAAUUCACCACUCGGGGUCAUCUGAAGACUCACAUGUGUACUCAUACAGGUGAGAAACCCUACAAGUGUGAGGACUGCAGCAGGCGGUUCAGUCGGUCGAGUCUACUAAAGACUCACAUGCGGACUCACACAGGAGAAAGACCCUACAGGUGUGAGGAGUGUGGUAGUCAGUUCAGUCAGCUGAGUUCACUUAGGACUCACAUGCGCACUCACACUGGAGAGAAACCCUACAGUUGUGUAGAAUGUAGCAAACAAUUCGGUCAACUUGGUAAUCUAAAUGCCCACAUGAAGACUCACACAGGAGAGAAACCCUACAGGUGUGAGAAGUGUAGCAGGCAGUUCAGUGAGCUGGGAAGUCUGAGGACCCACAUGCGGACUCACACAGGGGAGAAGGCUUACAGAUGCGAGGAGUGCAGCAAACAGUUUGUCACACAAGGUAAUCUGAAGGAACACAUGCGGACUCACACAGGAGAGAAGCCCUACAUGUGUGAGGAGUGCAGCAGGCAGUUCAGAACAUCAGGUCAUCUGAAGAAGCAUAUACGGACUCACACUGGGGAGAAACCCUACGGGUGCAAGGAGUGCAGCCGGCAGUUCAGCCAGCUGGGUCAUGUGAAGAAACACAUGCGAACUCACACAGGGGAGAAACCCUACAAGUGUGAGGAGUGCAGCAGAGAGUUUAGUGAGCAGGGUCAUUUGAAGAGACAUAAGCAGACUCACGGGGGGGUGAAACCCUACAAGUGUGAGGAGUGCAGCAAGCAGUUCAGUAGACUAGAUGGUCUAAAGGAACAUAUACGGACUCACACAGGGGAGAAGCCCUACAGGUGUGAGGAGUGCAGCAGGCAGUUCAGAACAUCAGGUCAUCUGAUGAGACAUAUGAAGACUCACAAAGAACACAGAACCCUGGUAAAGUCAAAAGAUCACAUGAAAACUGAUUUUUGACCAACUAUAAAUAUGGGAGAAAAGCAGAUCUGAUGGUCUACAAAACAAUGAUGUAGAUUCCAAACCUUGCAUUAUCUAAAUUCUAGAAUACUGUAGCCAGUUUCAGUGAGAACAGUUUUUCUAGCUGGCGACAAUAGUGACAGCUAAAGUCACAAAAAUUAAGGUACCAUUAACAAUUCAAUAAUUACAUUAACAUGGAUGAUUCAUAUGGCUUUCAACAGUUAGUUGGAAGGCAUACAUUGUAUAUACAACAUUUUUGUAACUUGUAUGUGAACUGUUCUUCUAUGCAUGAUUGAAAGCUCCCUUAUAAUUUUUCACCUGCUAAUUACCCAGCUGGUCACAAUAUUGACCUGUCUCACAAAUGAAUAUUAAUGAGCUUGCCUUAUAUGGCCAUAAGUAGAAGCCAAUCAGCGCAGUUAUACAGAAUAUGAAGUUACCGGAGUUUUAGGACACAGGUUCGAAUCUGCGUAGGAUAAUAGUGUAGAGUCUGUAGACUGAUCCAAGUGAUCAACUUCCUUAUUUUUUU
This is a messenger RNA of Branchiostoma floridae (Florida lancelet), 2176 nucleotides long. RefSeq names its product zinc finger protein 45-like. Gene Ontology annotation, biological process: regulation of transcription by RNA polymerase II. Gene Ontology annotation, molecular function: DNA-binding transcription factor activity; RNA polymerase II cis-regulatory region sequence-specific DNA binding. Bases 220 to 1650 code for a protein of 476 amino acids. The transcript is spliced from 2 exons. Lineage: Eukaryota; Metazoa; Chordata; Leptocardii; Amphioxiformes; Branchiostomatidae. The record is from RefSeq and is a predicted model, not a curated record.